This is a messenger RNA of Cyprinodon tularosa, 6594 nucleotides long. RefSeq names its product phosphatidylinositol-4-phosphate 3-kinase, catalytic subunit type 2 alpha (gene pik3c2a). Gene Ontology annotation, cellular component: phosphatidylinositol 3-kinase complex; plasma membrane; cytoplasm. The transcript is spliced from 32 exons. Gene Ontology annotation, molecular function: 1-phosphatidylinositol-4-phosphate 3-kinase activity; phosphatidylinositol binding; 1-phosphatidylinositol-3-kinase activity. Lineage: Eukaryota; Metazoa; Chordata; Actinopteri; Cyprinodontiformes; Cyprinodontidae. The coding region runs from base 1 to 5151 and encodes 1716 amino acids. The record is from RefSeq and is a predicted model, not a curated record. Gene Ontology annotation, biological process: cell migration; phosphatidylinositol-3-phosphate biosynthetic process; phosphatidylinositol 3-kinase/protein kinase B signal transduction.
AUGGCCCAGACACAUAAUGGUAAUGGGUUCAAGAUGGAUGUCCCAAAGCCAAAGGGGGUUGUGGGUAAGGAGGAAGCCCUCCGCAUGGAAGAAGAGGCAUUGGCUAAAUUGAAACGAGAGAAAAAACAUACGCCUUCACUUUUAACCCACUUGUCUGCCUCAAAACCAUCAAAGUCCAGCAAUGCCAAUGCCGCUCAGACUUUGCCUUCAGCAAGUGCAACUGACAAGGACCUCAUUGUCUUCCCAGAAACCAAGAAGCAGGAAGAGGGGGGCAAGUUUAAAGAUAUUGACGUGGACAAACUGACCAAUGAGGAGCUCGAAAAGCUUCUUCUCGAUGAAAACUUUGGCGUUAACAGCAAAGCGUCCCGCCCCUCAGCUCUGCUGGGAUUCAACCUCAGUGCCUCCUACCCUGGUGGUAACCCCUGCAGCUCCUCUCCUUUCCAGGGCAGUCAGUGGACCACAGUUCUUCCCACUCAAUCUAAUUCUAGCUUGAGCACUCCAACUCAUCAACCCAGCCCACUCUUCCCUUCUGCUCCAUUUCCCAAACCAGGCACAUUUCAAAAUGGUUUCACUCCACCCAUGACGUCCUUCAUGACUCUUCCACCUCAGCAGCCAUCCUUUUUGGCUUUACCUCCUAUCCAGGCUCCUCCAGCGAUGGUCUACUCAAAACCAACCGUGGACCCUGAAAUGGCUAAACUGUUUGACAAGAUUUUAAGCACCUCAGAAUACUUGAAGAACGGUAGAUCCUCCAGCACUGAGGCAGACUCUUCACAAGUGGGCACAGCCUCUCUGGCACCAAACCCCCCGCCACAGCCCACAGCAGCUGCUGAAUCUUCUCCCAUCAGCCGCUUUGAGUGGCUGGAUCUGGACCCACUUACAAAACAUAAAGCUGAGAAUGAGGAAGCCACCAUGACGGCAGGAAGUGGAGUACACAACGAACAGGGGGGUUCUCCUGGGGAUCCUUGGGAUGCUGUGCUAGAAACAGAAGGGAGCAAUGUUGGUGGCAAAGGGAGCCCCACUCUGGAGGGGAAUGAUUCACAGACAGUUCAUUCACAGCAAAGAAGAGCUUCAACCGGGGCACCUGUAGCCAGGAGCCACUCGCUCCACAUCCCAGGGACGUCUUCUCAGCAGAAAUCAACCAAUCAGGGUAAGGGCAAAGGUUUGGUGAAGAACACUGUGCUGGAGGAGCAAGAUGCCCAGAACCUGGAGAUUGUUGCCUUUUGUAAAGACUUGGGAAGCCUACGUUCCAAAUUCCCUCACAGCGACAUAGGAACUAACCCUGGCUUCGUCCUAAGCCCCGUCAUCACGCAGAGAGAAAGUGGAACCGACAGCAACUGCUCUGUCAAGGUUUCUAUUGAAAUCCCUGAAUCUCAGCAGCCUGUAACUUUCACCUGUGAUGUGAGUUCUCCAGUAGAGCUGUUGAUCAGUCAGACUCUCUGCUGGGUUCAUGACGAACUGGACCAGGUAGACUUCUCUAGUUAUUUGCUUAAAGUCUGUGGCCGGGACGAAGUCCUGCAGAAUAAACACAGCCUGGGCAGCCAUGAGUAUAUUCAGAACUGCCGGAAGUGGGAGAAUGAGAUCACAUUACAGCUGCUUUCUCACUCAACCAUGAAGCCGGACUUGGCACGAAGUUCAGAAGAUGACAACUCUCGAAUCGACCUGGAGAAGCACCUUAGCAAUGUGGAUCGGCCUUUUAGGGAGAAUGUAACCAGACAAGGUCUUGCUGACUAUUUGGAAGGCUACCACACCCAAGUCAACGUCUGCUUAGAAAAUGAGAGUACCCAGUACAAGACAGUGGAGCGCGUGGUCCAGACGGUAAAAAACCUGUGCUGCGCUUUGGAUGAGGUGGAGCCGCCGUCCAUCACAGGAGCCAUUAAGAGACUGCGUCACUCUGUCAAUCUAGCCAGGACACGCUCGCCUAAGUUGGGGUCAACAUCACCUGGUCAGUCAUCAAAUACUGGCUGCAGUCCCGUGGAGGAGAGCAUGUCCUUACUAACAAAAGCUGUCUACGACCUGGUGAAGCUCUACCUGCGCUCCUUCUGCCCGCCAUCACCUUCCUUUAGCUUACCUGCAGAUGAAGGAGGGGCUGUGGAGGGAAGGAGCAGCAAAGAAGCUUCUGGCACCACAGACCACCUUCAGUUUACUCUGUUUGCGUUGCACGGCAUCCCGGGCCCCUGGGUCAGCAGUUAUGAGAAGUACUUCCUGAUGUGUUCCCUCACCCACAAUGGGAAGAACCUGUUCAAACCAGUUCAUUCCAGGAGAGUUGGCACAUAUAAAAGCUUUUUUUACCACAUCAAAUGGGAUGAGCUGAUCAUUUUCCCCAUCGCAGUAGCCGUGCUCCCUCUGGAGUCCACGCUGACUCUGAGUCUAUUUGGGGUGCUCAACCAGAAUGCCAGUGGCUCACCAGAUUCCAACAAACAGCGGAAAGCCCCAGAGUUUUUAGGCAAAGUCUCUAUGCCUCUGUUUGACUUCAGAGGAGUACUCGCACGAGGCACUACUUUCUUAUGUCUGUGGACAUCUGCUCAAGGAGCAGUUGGAGCUGCUGGUGCUGCAGGUGGCCGCAAGAAGGUUCCUGCAGAAAGAAUCAUAUUACAGGUGGACUUUCCUGAAUCAUCGGUAGAUGUUUUAUAUGUUGGACCCAAAGAGGCCCCCAGCCCGGAACCCCACACUCUGGAAGAGCUCGAUCCAGACUUGAAACGGAAGCUGGAGAAAAUCUGCAGCCGAGCCUCGAAUUUCGGGUUGAAGCGCUCAGAUCACCAAAUCUUAUGGGACCAUCGGCUCCACUGCCGUAGGGACCAUCCCAGCAGCCUGCCUAAGGUCCUGGCCAGCGCGCCCAGCUGGGAUUGGGCCAGCAUGGCUCACAUCCACUCCCUGCUGCACCACUGGCCCUCUCUACCUCUAGUCACUGCUCUGGAGCUGCUCGACUCAAAAUUUGCAGAUACCGAAGUGAGAAGUGUGGCUGUAAGCUGGAUUGAGAAAAGCAGUGAUGAUGAACUUGCUGACUAUCUGCCACAGCUUGUUCAGGCAAUAAAGUUUGAGUGUCACCUGAACAACGCCCUCGUCAUGUUCAUGCUAUCCAGAGCCCAAGGCAACAUCAACAUAGCCCACUACCUGUACUGGUUGCUCAAAGAUGCGGUGCAGGACUCUACCUGGGGGAGGCGCUAUGAGCAGGUGCUCGGUGCGCUCUUGUGUCUCUGUGGAAGCAAACUGAGGGCAGAGCUUGAAAAACAGACUCACCUGGCCACUCUGCUGGGAACCGUGGCUGAGAGGGUCAGACAGGCAGGGGGAUCCACCCGACAGGUGGCGCUGCAGGAGGGUCUAGAAAACAUCCAGAAUUUUUUCCAGAGAAACAGUUGCCGACUUCCUCUGAACCCCAGUCUGGUGGCAAAAGAGCUAAACUUCAAAGCCUGUUCCUUCUUCAACUCCAAUGCAGUUCCACUUAAGCUGGCGAUGGUCAAUGCAGAUCCAUUAGGAGAGGAAAUCAAUGUCAUGUUCAAGGUAGGAGAAGACCUGAGGCAGGACAUGCUUGCUCUUCAGAUGAUUCGCAUUAUGGAUCGCAUCUGGCUGCAGGAGGGUCUAGACCUCCGCAUUGUGAACUUUAAAUGCAUCUCCACUGGCAAGGAUAAAGGUAUGGUGGAGCUGGUUCCUUUCUCUGAUACUCUCAGGAAGAUUCAGGUGGAAUAUGGAGUCACUGGAUCUUUUAAGGACAAACCUUUGGCCGAAUGGCUGCGCAAGUAUAACCCAGCUGAGGACGAAUACGAGAAGGCAUCUGAGAAUUUUAUCUACUCCUGCGCCGGUUGCUGCGUUGCAACCUACGUUCUUGGCAUCUGUGAUCGCCACAAUGACAACAUCAUGCUGCGCUCCACUGGUCACAUGUUUCACAUCGACUUUGGCAAAUUCCUUGGCCACGCCCAGAUGUUUGGCAGCUUUAAAAGGGAUCGCGCUCCCUUCGUUUUGACCUCUGACAUGGCAUACGUCAUCAACGGAGGGGAGCGUCCCACCAGCCGCUUCCAGCUGUUUGUUGACCUGUGCUGCCAAGCCUACAACCUCAUCCGCAAGAACUCCGACCUCUUCCUCAACCUGCUGUCUUUGAUGAUGUCAUCAGGGCUGCCGGUGCUGACUGGUUCCCAGGACCUGAAGUACGUAUUCGAUGCCCUGCAGCCUCACAACACCGAUGCUGAGGCCACCAUCUUCUUUACAAGGCUAAUUGAGUCCAGUCUGGGAAGCAUAGCCACCAAAUUUAACUUCUUCAUCCACAACCUGGCUCAGUUACGGUUCUCUGGCCUUCCUGCUAAUGACGAGCCAAUCCUGUCCUUCUCACCCAAGACGUACACCAUGAAGCAGGACGGCCGCAUCAUCCACGCCUCCAUCUUUUCCUUCCAGAAGAGAUACAACCCUGACAAGCAUUAUACCUACGUGGUGAGGAUCAUGAGGGAAGGUCAAAACGAGCCUCAGUUUGUCUUCCGCACUUUUGAUGAGUUUCAGGAGCUCCACAAUAAACUGACCAUUGUGUUCCCCCUCUGGAAGCUGCCUGGUUUUCCAAAUAAAAUGGUGCUUGGUCGCACUCACAUUAAGGAGGUGGCAUCCAAGAGGAAGCUGGAGCUCAAUAGUUAUGUCCACAACCUGAUGAGGAGCUCCACUGAAGUGGCCCAGUGUGACCUGAUCUACACUUUCUUCCAUCCAAUUGCUCGGGAUGAGAAAACCGAGGGCUUAGAAACCACACCCAAUCCAGCUGAGCCUCUGCUGAGUCCAACCUCUGGUCGGGUGGAAGGAGAAGUGAAGCUUUCCAUUUCGUACAGAAACAGUACUUUGUUCAUAAUGGUCAUGCAUAUCCGAGACCUGGUUUCUGAGGAUGGAACCGAUCCAAACCCAUAUGUAAAAACCUACCUGCUUCCUGAUCCACACAAGACUUCAAAACGCAAGACUAAGAUCUCCAGAAAAACCAGGAACCCCACCUUCAACGAAAUGCUGGUGUACAGCAGCUACAGCAAAGAAACCCUCAGCCUGCGGGAGCUGCAGCUGAGCGUGCUCAGUGCCGAGUCCCUGCGUGAAAACUACUUCCUGGGUGGCAUCACACUCAGACUCAAAGACUUCGACCUCAGCAAGGAGACGGUCAACUGGUACAAACUGACAGCAGUUCCUUACUUCUGACCCCUGCCUCUGGCUCUUCAGACAACAGAUGCAUUCAAAAUAUGGAGCUUUACAGGGAAAUACUGGCCAGAAUCAAGGACAACAGGAAAUUUAUGAAAUUAAUUUAUCAAAUUCAAAUAAAGUCUAUAAAAAAGAAAAGUAAAAUAAAUCAAAUGGAGGGUUUAAUAAUGAUGAGAUUUUGCUAACGUUAUAUGACUGCGCUUCUGGUAAACUGGUAUAUAUUUUAUUGAAAGUGAGCCGUUUCUGAUGAGUUUGAAUGUGGCUCAGAUUUGUCCGUAGCUCUGCGGGUUCUUCCCACAUCACAUGAAUGUGUCCAGAGUUUCCACUUUUCCUUCCCGCCUGUAAAACUAAUCAAGGUUGUUUGUCAGAGAAACAAUCUUCUUGUUUUGCCUCCUUUUUAAAAAAUAUAUAACUAAGAGCUGUAAUAUUUUGUACAUUUUCUUAUUAGAGGACCAAAAUGGCUUUUUUCAGAAGAGUAUCUAUAUAUACUGAUGUGUGUUUUGUUUUUUAAGGAAGAGAAAGGAGAAACAUUUCUACAUGUUAUAGUUAGGAACUAUGUAGACAUACAGAGAGGACAGUAGGAUUUCCUGCUUUGCUGCAGACAUGUUAAAGUAAGGUAGGCCAUUUAAUUCACUUUGAGGAGACAAUUUCCCCAAGAUGUGCCAAAACUAACAAAGAAGCAAAAAUAACCCACUUAUCAUAGCGACUGGAUAAGGUCGCCUUUCUUUGUUCUAAAAAGCUGUUUUAAUGCACAAUUAAGCCUUAAUAUUACUAAAUUAUGACUUCCUAAACAAUUUGGCAUGUCCUUAUUAGAGAUUUAUGUGUAGUUUAUCUAGAACAGGUCUGGUUGAUGGACAUAAUCAUCUAGUUUGCUCAUUCUUUGUUUCCCAGUUCCACACAGCACACCUUUAAAGAAGGAAAUGUUUAGACUUUGAAGCACAUUUAUUUCCCUCUUUUGAACAUAAGAGAUGCAGGAUAUAAGUUUAGUGGAGGGAAAAUUGUUAAUUUGGACCAGAGUCUCCUUGAAUCUGGACAUGAGUUCAGGCAGCUCAACCAGAGCCACUUUUAAGUGCCUAAUAUCACACUGUGAUGAGCAACCAGUUAAAAAAAAUCUAAAAAUAAGGUUUUAUGUUUAAAUAAAUAUUGUGAAUUCUGAUCAGCAUCUUGGAUGUAUAACAUCCUCACAGAAAGGGAAUAACCUGAUUACACACUGCCAUCUUAUCCAUGUAACUAUAAAUUUAAAGUUCUGUUCAUAUUUAAUAAAAAGAUCAAAACAAUUCCUGUUUUUCCUGCAGUAGUUUUUAAAGAUCUAUGAUUUUCUUCAGGCACAGUUUCUGUUAACAUGGCCAGUUAUUUAUUUUCAAUCGGUGACCUCCAGCCUGAAUGGAUCAAUGCAUACUGUAAUCUCUAUUUCAUAAAGCAAAUUAAAUGUUUUUGAACAAA